GGUGAGGAGGUGGAGGAGGAGGAGGAGGAGGAGGUGGCGGCGAGAAGAUGGCGACUUCGAACAAUCCGCGGAAAUUCAGCGAGAAGAUCGCGCUGCACAACCAGAAGCAGGCAGAGGAGACGGCGGCCUUCGAGGAGGUCAUGAAGGACCUGAGCCUGACGCGGGCCGCGCGGCUCCAGCUCCAGAAGUCUCAGUACCUGCAGCUGGGCCCAAGCCGUGGCCAGUACUACGGCGGGUCCCUGCCUAACGUGAACCAGAUCGGGAGUGGCACCGUGGAUCUGCCCUUCCAGCCCAGCGGAUAUCUGGGGGAGGCCCUGGCAGCGGCUCCUGUCUCUCUGACACCCUUCCAGUCCUCGGGCCUGGACACCAGCCGAACCACCCGGCACCACGGGCUGGUGGACAGAGUAUACCGAGAGCGUGGCCGGCUCGGCUCCCCACAUCGCCGGCCCUUGUCAGUGGACAAACAUGGACGGCAGGCGGACAGCUGCCCAUACGGCACCGUGUACCUCUCGCCGCCCGCGGACACCAGCUGGAGAAGGACCAAUUCUGACUCUGCCCUGCACCAGAGCACAAUGACACCCACCCAACCAGAGCCCUUUACGGGCGGGUCCCAGGAUGCACACCAGAAAAGAGUCUUACUAUUAACAGUCCCAGGAAUGGAGGAAACCACAUCGGAGACAGAUAAGAAUCUUCCCAAGCAAGCAUGGGAUACCAAGAAGACGGGGUCCAGGCCCAAGUCCUGCGAGGUCCCCGGGAUCAACAUCUUUCCAUCCGCUGACCAGGAAAACACUACAGCCCUGAUCCCCGCCACCCACAACACAGGGGGCUCCCUGCCUGACCUGACCAACAUACACUUCCCCUCCCCCCUCCCGACCCCACUGGAUCCUGAGGAGCCCACCUUCCCCGCGCUCAGCAGCUCCAGCAGCACCGGCAACCUUGCGGCCAACCUGACUCAUCUUGGCAUCGGCGGCGCCAACCAGGGAAUGAGCACGCCAGGCUCCUCACCACAGCACCGUCCAGCUGGCGUCAGCCCAUUGUCCCUGAACACAGAGGCAAGGAGACAGCAGGCCCAGCAGGUGUCGCCCACCCUUUCCCAGCUGUCACCCAUCACUCAGGCUGUGGCCAUGGAUGCCCUGUCUCUGGAGCAGCAGCUGCCCUACGCCUUCUUCACCCAGGCGGGCUCCCAGCAGCCACCACCGCCACAGCCACAGCCCCCUCCACCACCACCACCUGCGUCCCAGCAGCAGCCGCCCCCGCCACCCCCACAGGUGCCCGUCGGCCUCCCCCCAGGCGGCCCCCUGAUGCCAAGCGCCAGCCUGACGCGGGGGCCCCAGCUGCCCCCGCUCGCGGUCACGGUACCGUCCUCUCUCCCCCAGUCCCCCCCAGAGAACCCAGGCCAGCCGCCGAUGGGGAUCGACAUCACCUCGGCGCCGGCUCUGCAGCAGUACCGCACUAGUGCCGGCUCCCCGGCUAACCAGUCUCCCACCUCACCUGUCUCCAAUCAAGGCUUCUCCCCCGGGAGCUCCCCGCAACACUCCUCCACCUUGGGCAGCGUGUUUGGGGACUCGUACUAUGAGCAGCAGAUGGCGGCCAGGCAGGCCAAUGCUCUGUCCCACCAGCUGGAGCAGUUCAACAUGAUGGAGAACGCCAUCAGCUCCAGCAGCCUGUACAGCCCGGGCUCGACGCUCAACUACUCGCAGGCGGCCAUGAUGGGCCUCACGGGCAGCCACGGGAGCCUGCCAGACACACAGCAGCUUGGCUACCCCAGCCAUAGCAGCAUCCCCAACAUCAUCCUCACAGUGACGGGAGAGUCCCCUCCCAGCCUCUCUAAAGAACUGACCAGCACACUGGCCGGGGUCGGUGAUGUCAGCUUCGACUCGGACAACCAGUUCCCCCUGGACGAACUCAAGAUUGACCCCCUGACCCUGGAUGGACUGCACAUGCUCAACGACCCCGACAUGGUCCUGGCCGACCCGGCCACCGAGGACACCUUCCGGAUGGACCGUCUGUGAGCUGCACACCCGGCACAUCGCCGCCCAGCCCCCGGCUCCAUCACCCCGCCGGUCAGUGGUCCCGACGGCGUCUCCCUGAGCCCAGGGACGGCCGCGCUCCGUCCUUCGCAAACGGCCGAGCUUGUGAUUCUGAGCUUGCAAUGCCGCCAAGCGCCCCCUGCCCACCCGCCCGCCCCCCAGCUGUCCACCUCCCUUGGGAGGCCGCGUGUCACCCCCGCGGAGACUCCCUGCGCGUGCUCUCUCGCCCCCCACCCUGGGCCAUGAGCCGUCCCCCUGUAAAAUGCGGAAAGCGUGUUGGGGAGGGCCGCCGGCCUGGAGGGGGCGCUGUGGUCCACGGCGGCGGUGGGCUGAGGUGCAUUUUCCGACUGUUGUCCAGCUCUCACUGCCUUCCUUCGUUCCUGGUCCCCCGACCUGCCCGCCACCCCCAGCCCGAGGUUAGGUAGAGAGCCAGCCCCACCCUGCCAAGGGGAGAAGGCACCAGAGAGAGGGGCAGACACAAAGCGAAAUAAACACUAUUUUGACUGCUGUCUUUUAUAUUUCUGAGCACAUUCAGAGAAUGCUAGAAUCCAUCCCAUGGAGGUAGAAUAUAAAAGGUGUGAACAGAGCAUGCAAAGCAGCUAAAUCUUCCUGGGGCCCUUGCUCCCGCUUUGCCCACCCCCAGCCAGGUCCCUCUGUGGCCGCCUUUGCCCUGAAAGUGAAGCGCCCGGCCAGGACGAAAGGGCCUUCCAGGGGAUGCAUGUGGAGGCAGGGGUUGUUUCUGGGGGUUGUUUUCAUCUCUCAACCUGUUUUCAUCUUUUCUUCUCUGUACCUUGGUCACUGUCACUGUUAUUUAAAGAAUGGGGUGGGGAGGGGGCGGCCAGGGCAUUUUUGUUGUGUUAUUGUUUGUUUGUUUCUUUUGGUUUGUAUUUACACUUUGGUUGUAGACAAGUAGCUGACUCUUUUGAUCCAAUACUUGCCUGAGAGCAUGUUUUUAUUCCAGAAAUCCCAUGUUAUAUAUUUUUUAAGCUAACUGGAAGCAGUCUGCUGCCUGCCCGGAUCUGAGCUGUGUCUCUGGCCGUUUUAGCUAAGGCCCACAUUAUCUCAAAACGGAAGGGCUGAGUGAGGGCGGAUUGGGCCUGGUAGGCUCUCUGGCAGAAGCUUGAGGUGGCUAGAGGUGCCUCCGCUCCAGCCACGUGAGAGGCAGAAUUCCAGGAGGGAGCCACGGCUUUUAUUAAGGGUCUCUCCGAGACCCAGCUCUGCCUGGCCAUCCUCAAGGUGCCCGCUGGUCUUCAGGGAGGACUAGUCCCAGACCCCGAGACUGGUGGCAACUGCAGCCCCUCUGUCCUGACAUCCCCAAGAUGAGGCUGUCCUCUUGCCCCCCACCCCGAGAGCCAGCUGACAUUCGUCCCCUUCAGCUACCCCUUUCAUGGUUCCUCCCGGCAGGGCUGGAUUCGGGGGGCAAAGAGCAGUGUUGUCGUAGCGGGAGGUUUCCAGGUGCCUCUUGAAGUGCCUCCGGAGGCCGUGGUGACCAUCAGGGCUCGGCCACCGUGCCGGGGGCUGUCCCUGUACCCUCCAGGCCCCGGGAGGGGUGACGGGGCUGUCUUUGUUUUCCGUCAGCUGCUCUGAAAUAGGAACUUCUGUUGCAGUCCCUCCGAAGCCGCAUCCUGAGCUCUUGCUGGCUCCUUGGCCUGCAGGCCGGGCCCGCACCUUCUGCUCGGUGUGAUUCUUCUCUGUGGCGUCGCAGCCACUGCCUCUGGGUCUCAAGAGCCCUCGCCUCUGUCCGUGGGAGCCAGAUUUGAUCUAAUGACAUCCAUCUCUCUUGUUCCUGGGCCGGGCUGUUAGCACGUGGCCAAGUGACUGGGCUGCCACAGGUGUAAGAAGGCCCCCUCCUCAGUCAUUUGGCCCCUGAUACCCUCGUCUGGGCUAAGGGACACGGGGUUAGUCCGGGGUUAGUCCGUCCAGGUCAAGGGCCCAGCCUCUUACUGAGGUAGGGGCUGGGAGCAAAGAGUGAGACUUUUUUUUUUUUUUUUUUUUUUUUUUUUUAAGAAAACUACAUGUACAUAGAAGAGUUUGAUUACCAUUAGACUUGUAUGUAGAACUUUUUAAAAAAUGGCCUUAAUAAAAUUAUAAACCUUCCUGGAUGCAAUUUUCAAACAAGGCAUCGUGGACCCCAUGUGGGAGCCUCGUCAGCCCGUAUUUCCUGUCUGCCCGGCACCCAGUUCUCAGUGCAGAUGGGCAGGAGAGGGAGGGUGUCCACCCCUGCAGCCUGUUUCCAGCAUCCUCUUGGCCAGGGGCACAGGCGACAUUGUAUUUACAUGGCCACUUCGGCUCAUGAGGGGCAUAGGUGCAGUUUUCCCAGGGAGGGGGUCCCAGCCAGGAGCCAGUGGCCAGGCAUCCCUGUGUCCUCAAAGGGUUCAUACCCCUGCCUGGGCCUGGGCAGACCUCCUGAGGUCUGCAACAGGGGAUUUUGUUUAUUUCUUAAAUAUUGCUUCUCUACUAAAUAUUCUUGAAUUGCCAAGACUUCCUGAAACAGGACAGCCUAAGGGAACCAGCCCUUUAACUUGUGAUGUGAAAAUACUGUGAUUUCAGGCGAGCUGCGCCGUGAGGGGGUGGGCCGGGGCCCCUGAAUAUUGUAUAUAGACCCCGCCGCCUGUGUCCUCGCUCGCUCGUUCUGGACAGGCCUGGAUGCUCAGCCCACAUGAAGUCAGAGGCUAGGCCUGUCUGUCCCCCCACCGCUGCCCCCUGAGUGCUCCUGAUUUCAGUCCCCUACAGCUGUGCGAAUUUCUGCCCCAGGAACACAAACCGAACAGUGUGUUCCCACCUGCCUCAGUUUACCCUCUGUCCUCCAAGCCCCCAGGGCAAUGAGUUUAUUACCCCCACAGAGGCUGUGGGCCAAAGUAGAGCCCGGGAUCAGCCCCUCUCUGUGUCCUUCAGAGAAGAGGGUUUAUGCCACCACCCAUCAAAGUCACCCCCCACACGCAGUGUCCAGGGCUGAUGUGGGGGAGGAGAAGGGGUCUUGUCGGGAUCGUGUUCCCUGUCACAGGUACCCAUGCCAACCUCCUUCCCCACUAC
Messenger RNA from Lynx canadensis (Canada lynx), 5063 nucleotides. RefSeq names its product CREB regulated transcription coactivator 1 (gene CRTC1). The transcript has 15 exons. Gene Ontology annotation, cellular component: nucleus; cytoplasm. The coding region runs from base 48 to 2012 and encodes 654 amino acids. Lineage: Eukaryota; Metazoa; Chordata; Mammalia; Carnivora; Felidae. Gene Ontology annotation, molecular function: cAMP response element binding protein binding. The record is from RefSeq and is a predicted model, not a curated record. Gene Ontology annotation, biological process: positive regulation of transcription by RNA polymerase II; protein homotetramerization.